Molecule: messenger RNA, 1340 nt
Organism: Anthonomus grandis grandis
Lineage: Eukaryota; Metazoa; Arthropoda; Insecta; Coleoptera; Curculionidae
Exons: 2
Coding region: 207-908 (233 amino acids)
Source: RefSeq, a predicted model, not a curated record
AACAGGUAGUAUCUCCGAUGGCAUCGAGUCUCACACAAAUUCAAAGCAAAUAAAAAACCCCCUCGGUCCUGCAUACCUAAAUCCAUUGCAUACCUUUAGUCUUCGUUUGUGUGUCUAGUCGACCAUAUGUACCGCUCCGCUUUUCGAAAUUAUCGAUUUUUAUUUUGUACCGUGUUGUUCAUUGUUCAUUAACUAAAUAGGUUAAUAUGCCUAAGCACAGCCGUAAACGACAACAUUCUCGUUGUCGAUCUAAAGAACGAAAAAAUCGGCGUUUAGAAAAACGAUUGGCCGAAAUGCAACGACAAUUAGAUGAAAUUAAUAGUCGGGAAAAAAGGCGACGUUUGGAGAGUAUGGAGAGCUCUAGAGGCGGUGAUGACGGAGAACCCAGUGCAUAUUCUUCACCGUAUGAUAGUGAUUUGUCGCCUCGCCACUCUGUUCGUGAAACAGUUAGGUUGGAUGUCCACCAGUUAAACAGUGAUUCUGAACAGCAAGAAAAUAAUCCUCAGCCCCCGAUCGUGCAAUCAGAGGAAGCAAAAGAAAAAUCUUUGAGUUCUGAGGUUUUGCAGAUACUUGGCGAUGAGCCAAUAAAUAAGACCGUCUUAGGACCUCCAAUUUAUGAGGCAGUAGUCCCUCGCUGGAGUAAUAUUUUACAGAAUGGUUUAAGUGAGGAGAAUAUUCAAGUUCUUCUCCAAAAACAUAUAAUACCCGAAAAUUUUAAGUCUCUGGAAGUACCUCAGUUAAAUCUCGAGGUUAGGGCAGCCUUAACUGCUCAAAUACUCCGCAGAGAUGAGCGCCUGGUGCGAAAACAGCAGUUUGUGGCUGCAAGCAUAUCAGCAAUUUCCCAAGCCUUAACUUUGCUGCUAGCUGAAGAAGGGGGGGGGGCAACAACGUAUAUAUGCAAUACCUAAGUAAUGCUGGCCGCCUAUUGUAUCAUCUACACCAUCUUGACACCAUGACACGCAAAGAUCUUAUUUCUAUAAAUUUGAAUAAAGAUCUAAAAGAUACGCUCUCUGCUGCGCCUACUGAUAAUUUUUUGUUUGGUCAAGCAUUGGAAGAACGUGUGAAGGCUGCAAAAAACCUGGAAAAAUCAGGCGAGGAACUUAAGCAGGUUAAGCCGAAAACUGCUAAGAAACCUGUCAGUCGCACUCAUUUAAACUCCAGGGGUUCAGCUCAGUUGCAGGGGAGCACCCGAGCUGGACAAUAUUACAAGAGACCUUAUACCAACGCCAACAGCAGAAGAACCAUCCAGAUCAACGGAUGGAAAGGAACCCGAGGGAACUGCCCAAAACACAGAUGGAGAGGUUCCGUCGACGUCGACAGUAAAGCAACCCCUUGCGGGU